Saxophila tyrrhenica is the source of this 1311-nucleotide messenger RNA. RefSeq lists its product as uncharacterized. The transcript has a single exon. Gene Ontology annotation, molecular function: pyridoxal phosphate binding; transaminase activity. Lineage: Eukaryota; Fungi; Ascomycota; Dothideomycetes; Mycosphaerellales; Extremaceae. The coding region runs from base 1 to 1311 and encodes 436 amino acids. The record is from RefSeq and is a predicted model, not a curated record. Gene Ontology annotation, cellular component: cytosol.
AUGUCUCCUCUUGAGCCACCGUCUUCCAUCUUCCAUCGCAAUCCGGUGCACAAAUACCCAGCGGCCAGCUCGGGCGAUGGCAUUUACAUUACCGCCAAAGAUGGAUCCAAGACCCUCGACGGCAGCAGCGGAGCAGCAGUAUCCUGCCUGGGACACGGUCACCCUGCUGUAAUCGAUGCCAUCGUCCAGCAAGCCAGGCAGAUGGCCUUCGCCCACACCUCCUUCUUCACCAGCGGUCCGGCCGAAGAGCUUGCGGCACUGCUAGUAGCCUCGGGCGGCGAGGAUGCGUUCAAGAAAUGCAUGUUCGUUAGUUCCGGCUCGGAGGCGGUAGAGUCGGCACUCAAAGUCGCUCGUCAAUACCACAUUGCGAACGGCAAGCCCAACCGUGUCAACAUCAUCUCGCGACGUCACUCGUACCAUGGCAACACUUUGGGCGCAAUGGCGGCCGGCUGGAAUCCGUCACGCAGAGAGCCAUUCGCGCCUAUGCUAUCGCCUGUUUUCCACCAUGUCUCGCCCUUUUUCUACUCGCGUGAUGGCCGGCCUGACGAGUCUGCAGACGGCUACUGCCAACGCAUGAUCGACGAAUUCGACGAAAUGUUCGCUUCUCUCGGUCCGAACACUGUCGCCGCGGUCAUGGUCGAGACUGCUUCGGGUGCGACGUUGGGUGCUGUCCCUGCGACCUCACAAUACCUUCGAAGGCUGCGAAAUCUCUGCCACAAACAUGGCGCCUUGCUUAUCCUGGACGAGGUCAUGUGCGGUAUGGGUCGAUUGGGUAGAACGCAUGCCUGGCAGGCCAUUGGAGGCUCUUCACCUGACAUCCAAACUAUUGGGAAAGGCCUUGGUGCAGGCUACCAGCCCAUUUCCGCCGUGCUGGUGUCUCCAAGUGUGCACAAUGCUAUUGAAAAUGCGCAUGGCGAGCACCCGUUCGUCACCGGACACACAUACCAGGGUCAUUCGAUCGGCUGUGCGGCUGCUCUCGCUACUCAAAAGUACAUCGAGGAGCAGCAUUUACUACAGAACGUCCAGCGAAACGGAGAAUUGUUGACAAAGGAGCUCGCUUCUGCUGUCCCAGGGCUGAAGGAGGUUAGAGGAAGUGGCAUGUUCCAGGCUGUUGAGUUUCAGUCCACACCAGACGAUCCGAUUGCCGCCAAAGUCGCCAAAGCGUGCAUGAAGAAUGGGUUGGCCGUUUAUCUGUGCUCUCCUCUGGUGGAUGCUGUCCUAUUUGCACCACCAUUCAUCAUCACGGAGUGCGAGAUUCAGUUGAUGGUGUCAAUAUUUGUCCGAUCAGUCACAGAAGUGGUGGUAGGGUAG